AUGAGAUCAAACAAGCCAAUCGGGAUCGCAAAUUUCGUCGAUUUUGUAAAUGCAAUGUUUUGUGUCACUCAGCCACUGCCAGCGCGCUACCUCUUUGGCUCGGAGAACCCGAAAAUACCGAUAACAAGACUCGGUCCACCCGGCACCGCGCCCGUCACCACAAUUGUUCCAAGCGGCAACUCGACAAAACUCCAAAAUAAGCAGUCUCCGUCAAAGGCCGCGCUCAACUCUCUGCCAGCACCGCUCAAAUUGGACAAGAGCGAUUUCAUCGGAUUUUUGCCGUUUCAUCUGGAGAAGCCGUAUGAUGUGCCGAGUGAGAAAUCGUGGACUCCCGCAAUACGCUUUUAUCGUCGAAUGGUCAGCUACGCACAGCCGUGCACUCUCUGUCAAAAAGCCGUUAUGCCUCGUGGUUUACUCGUGGUCCUUCCGUGUGCCCACAUCCUUCACCCCGAAUGUGCUGAUGAAAUGCAUUUCAAUCACCGACCAUGUGAUCGUUGCGAUGAGAUCAGCCUUAAAAAGAAGGGAUUUCUCUACUAUGUUUUUAUGCUCUUCUGCUGCUUG
Molecule: messenger RNA, 561 nt
Organism: Mesorhabditis belari
Lineage: Eukaryota; Metazoa; Nematoda; Chromadorea; Rhabditida; Rhabditidae
Source: the annotation of a GenBank genome assembly